AUGCCGUAUGGCCAUGAUGCCAUCCUGGCUAAAACUGGAGACCACGUUGAGACAUUCUCUACAUCCAGAGAGCAACAUCAGGAAGAUCACAGAGCUAGGAGGUCUCACCACUGCCCACAUUGUGAGGAGAUUUUCCCACUUCCAUCAAAACUAAAAAUACACCUAAAAAUACACACAGGAGAAAAGCCUUACUCCUGCUCUGACUGUGGAGCGAGUUUCUCUCGACUGGGCACUUUAAAACAACAUGAACGUAUACACACAGGAGAGAAGCCUUACUCCUGCUCUGACUGUGUAAAAUGCUUCACAACAUCAACUGAGCUAAAAGUUCAUCAGAGAAUACAUACAGGAGAGAAGCCUUACUCCUGCUCUGACUGUGGGGCGAGGUUCUCUCAACUAGGCAACUUAAAACAACAUGAACGUAUACACACAGGAGAGAAGCCUUACUCCUGCCCUGACUGUUUAAAAUGCUUCACAACAAUAACUGAGCUAAUAGUUCACCAAAGAACACACACAGGAGAGAAGCCUUACUCAUGCUCUGCCUGUGGGGCGAGUUUCUCUCGACUGGGCACCUUAAAACAACAUGAACUUAUACACACAGGAGAGAAGCCUUACUUCUGCUCUGACUGUGGAAAGAGUUUCUCUCAACUGGGCCACUUAAAAAGACAUGAACGUAUACAUACAGAAGUGAAACCUUACUCCUGCUCUGACUGUGUAAAAUGUUUCAAAACAUCAACUGAGCUAAAAGUUCAUCAUGGAACACACACAGGAGAGAAGCCUUACUCCUGCUCUGACUGUGUAAAAUGCUUUACAACAUCAACUGAGCUAAAAGUUCACCAAAGAACACACACAGGAGAGAAGCCUUACUUCUGCUCUGACUGUGGGGCAAGGUUCUCUCGACUGGGCACGUUAAAACAACAUGAACCUACACACACAGGAGUGAAGCCGUACUCCUGUUCUGACUGUGGAAAGAGUUUCUCUCGACUGGGUAACUUAAAACAACAUGAACGUAUGCACACAGGAGAGAAGCCUUACUCCUGCUCUGACUGUGGGGUGAGUUUCUCUCAUCCGGGCACCUUAAAACAACAUGAACGUAUACACACAGGAGAGAAGCCUUACUCCUGCUCUGACUGUGUAAAAUGCUUCACAACAUCAAAUGAGCUAAUAGUUCAUCAAAGAACACACACAGGAGAGAAGCCUUACUCCUGCUCUGACUGUGGAAAGAGUUUCUCUCAACUGGGUGACUUAAAAAGACAUGAACGUAUACACACAGGAGAGAAGCCUUUCUACUGCUCUGACUGUGGAGCGAGUUUCUCUCAUCCGGGCACCUUAAAACAACAUGAACGUAUACACACAGGAGAGAAGCCUUACUCCUGCUCUGACUGUGGGGCGAGUUUUUCUCGACUGGGCACCUUAAAACAACAUGAACGUAUACACACAGGAUAGAAGCCUUACUCCUGCUCUGACUGUGGGGCGAGUUUCUCUCAACUGGGUCAUUUCAAAAGACACCAAGGUGACCAGGUGAAUCCAGGUGAAAAACUAUGAACCAAAAUAGUGUCGUUUUUGUGUAUUUAUUAUGGAUCCCCAUUAGCUUUCAGUAGAAAACAAGAGCCUGCAGUUGCAGUGGGCUAAGGAAUGAAAACACUGGACACUGGAGAAUUUUAAAAACAUUGCCUGGUCUGAUGAAUCCCGGUUCCUGCUGUUUCAUGAUGAUGGGAGGACUAUGGGGCUUAGGGUGUGUUUUCAGGGCACACAUUGGGCCCCUUGAUAAAAGUUGAACAAUGUUUGAAUGCCACAGGAUAUCUAAACAUCAUUGCCAAUCUGGUGCCCCCCUUCACGGCAGUUGUGUAUCCAUCUGCAAAUAGAUUUGCAGGAUUAUCCCCCAUGCCACAAGGCUUAUCCAGGAAUGGUUCCAAGAAAAUGACAAGGAAUUCAGUUUACUGCAGUGGCCUGACGAGUCACCAGAUCUCAAUCCAAUUGUUCAUCUCUGGGAGGAGAUGGAAGGAGCUAUUCGGAGUAGAGAUCCACUCCCAGCCACAUUGACACAAUUGUGGGAAGCAUUGGAGUCAACAUGGGCCAGCAUCCCUGUGAACACUCUCAACACCUUGGACAGUCUAUGCCCAGACGACUUGAGGCUGUUCUGAGGACAAAGGGGGGUGCAACUCAAUAUUUGGAAGGUGUUCCUAAUGUUUUGUGCACUUGGUGUAUAUCAGAUAAAGAUCAUGGGGUGAUCUGUUUUUAGCAUUAGUUUGGGUGAAUUAUUUUAUAUUACUAAACAAUUGUGUUUAAUGAUAAACAGGCUAUGAAUCGAAUACUUGUGUUUAUUAAUUUGUCUUUUAAUACUAGAUUCAUUAUUUUAGUCAUUGAUGAUGAAUGUAUUUGAAUAACUGUAUUGAAGUUAAUUGAUCUGGCCUAGCGGUUAAGAGUGUUUGCCCAAUAACUGAAAGGUUGCUGGUUUGAAUCCCGAGCCGACUAGGUGAAAAAUCUGUCAUUGUGCCCUUGAGCAAGCCAAUUAACUCUUAUUUCUCCUGUAAGUCGCUCUGGAUACAAACAUCUGCUAAAUGACAAGAAUGUAAUGAAAAAUAAUGUUUGUACAUGAAUUCAUGCUGGGCAACCUUUUUUUCUCAUGUGUAUAAUUAAAUGAAUUAAACUAUAGUAUUUUUAGUGAAAUACUGUAUAUACAAUACACAACAUUGCCGCUUUGUUUACCCUGGAUAGAUGGACAGGACCAUAGUAGGCUAGAGCAGCUAAGUUAGAGUUAAUGUUAGUUAGCAUGCAAGUAUCCAGGCAGAGUUACUUAUGUUAGCCUAGAGAAAAUAUAGUUUGCGACAUUAACGGAAACUGAACAUUAAUAUAACAACCAUGUAAAAUUACUAACGUUUUCAAAAAUGUUGAUGCUUACAAUUAUCCUUGUGUCGUUGUGUUACUGUCUAGAGGAACACAUGUCGGGUGAAUGACAUGCUCUUUCUGCUACUCCCAGUUUUGAGACAUGACGGUUAUAAAUUGUAAUUAAUUCCAUUGUGAAAUUGUAAACUAAUGAUUUGAAAUUACAGGUAAUCUUCAGUCAUUCUGUCUAUAUCAGAACAUCUAACAAGAUAUUCGAUUUUUUUAAAAAUCAAUAUAUUUUAUUAUAUUGUGUAUAUAAUUUCGGAGCAGGGCACCUAUUAAAUAUGUUAUCUGGAGUUUUGUUAUAUAUUGAGGUUCAUCGUCUUGAGCAGAAGAUUCCAUGAGUAGUUGGAGCACUAAACCCUGUAGUAGAUGGAAAGAAGGAAGAAAGUCAAUCAGUUUUACUGCUGUUUGAAGAACAACUGCCUACUUCUGCCUACUUCCGAGGUAAAGUUGGUUUUAUAGUCACACAUUCUGACAUUCAACUGACAUUUGCAAAAAAGCCAUGAAUAAUUGUAUAAAUCUGUAACUAAUUCAAUGAUUGUCACAGAGAUAUAAAAAUUGAUAUGGUUUAUUCUAUAAAUGUCUAGCAUAUUUUUUACAACCUUUCUUUUGAAUACAAAUUCCAGUUUUGAUUUGAUAGAAAUAUAUCAAAUCUAUGAGAUGCCAUUCUUGUAAUGUUUGAUAUUACAACAUUUAUAUUGCUUGAAUACUUAACGAUGAUUAGCACCUCAGUUAUGUGUGCUUCUAUCAGGGUUCUGGUCAAAUGCAUGUCCUUUAAAGUAAAUUUAGCAAUUGAACAAAAAUCCAAUUCAAUUUGAAAAUGUUCCUAAUUGCAAAAGCCAGAAACAGAAUUUGGGUAUUCCAGAACUGUUGUUUACAUGUAAAUCAGCAUAACCCUGUUUUAUGUUUUUAAUACUGCAGAUAGAACGCUCUGUGUGCCAGAGAUGGUUUCAUUUAGCUUGUCUGGGGAUGACAAAGAAGGACUUCAACAAAGCCAAAAUAGAACAUUAUUGUAAGGGGCCCAUUGUUCUGUUAAAUUAGAGACGUAUAAAUAAAUGAUUGUUGUUCCUUGUAACUAUUUUAAAAUGUGGACCUGUUGCACUAAAAAUGCAAACAUUGAUUUGGCAUACGAUUUAAGAUUGUAAACAUUGUACAACUUUAUGUACACAUUGUCUAACAUCAUAUAGAACAAAUUGCACUUGAAAUUAACAUUUAUUUUAAAGUUAUAUUAAACGCAUAUUCUCACUUUUUUCUGAGACAAUCACUGAAUUAGUUAUUGAUUUCUUCAUCUUUAAAUGCAAUAUUUGAGAUUUUAUGUAUUUCUAUCAAAUAUCAAAUCAAAACGGGAAUUUCUACUCAAAGCAAAGGUUGUGAAAGUAUAAAUCAUACAUAGUUUGAUGUUUCUGUGACAAACGGUGAAUUAGUUAUUGAUUUAUACAGUUUUAAAUGAUAGGAACGGUGGGUUAACUACAUUGUUCAAGGACAGAACGAUAGAUUAAUGCUGUGUAAACUCGGGGAUUCGAUUCAGCAACUUUCCAACUACAUAGCCCAACGCUCUAACCACUAGGCUAUCUGUGAUGCUGGGAUAUAUAUCAUAUGCAGUGUGAGCUAUUGUGAAUAAGCAACUGCAGUUAUGAAAUUGAUAAAAGAAUGGCCAUGUUUCAAGUGUGUGCCGACGGAAUCUUUUAGGUAUUUAUUAGCAUCCCCAUUAGCCGCUGCAAAAGUAUCAGAAUUGUUCACUUCUUAAACUUCUCAAACCCGGCUUGGUCUGCUUCCCAAGCGUUCUCUGAAGUCUCGCGUUGUUACGUCUCUUGGUGUUUAGAAACUGGUAGUGGGAAAACAGGAAGUUCCGCGCAGGCGCACAUCAUUCUUCAGAAUAAAGGGUACGUCAGAAUUGUGCAGUCGAGACGACAACUUCUGUGUCCGUUUCUAAUGUAUUACUACUGGUAUGUAAUAGCACGUUAUAAUAUCUAAAUAACAUGUCAUAACAUGCUGGGUAACAAAUACGUCAAGGUAUUAUCAGGUUUGAUAAAGGUUUUAUGUGCUAUUUUUUUUAAAUGUCAAACCGCGUGAGUGAACGUGAUCACCUUUUUCAAGUCACAUAGUUAGAUACUUUGGUAGUCUGAGUGGAUGUAUAUAAUUUCGUCAAUGUAAUUUCAUAAAGGGUCAAUCUAUUUGAGAUUUCUGGGUUCGUUUUACAUGUCGUUUUUGGUUUUGUGUAAAAUUCGGGAGAUUGUAAAAUGGCGGAUCCCACUCGGUCUGCAUCAACGUACUUCAGUUCAGGCAGUGAGGGUGCAGCAGAGAGACAAUUUUACGGUUGCACUACUGUUUUGGAGCUAAAUGAUGAUGAUUAUCAAUCAGUUUUCUACAUAUGUACUAAUAGACAGAAACAGCUGAAUGUCUGAAUAUCUAUAAAUGUUACUAUGGUUGAACGGAAAUACUAUUGUUUUUUGAUUUAAAUAAUACAGGGAAGACAAGGUUAUUCAGGAAAAUAGUACAUAGUGCUGCCUAAAACAUACUGCAAACGUGUACUAAAUGUUUUUUUAGUAAUUUGUGCAUUUAUGCGAAUUCAGGAAAUCUACUGUAGAUUAAGUGCAUUUAGAGUUGUGUUGCCUAAUUUAAAGUGUAUGCUUUGUAUAAUGUGAAUUAAUUCAUGUUUUGUUGCCAAUGCUUAGCUACCAGAUCUAUUGAAAUCAGUGCUUGACUUGGACAGGAUCUCACCAGAGCUGAGUACCAGCACCUCAAAUUUCUACUGUUUGAGCUCAUGUUCCUCUGAUAGAAUAUUAGCUCAACAGUAUUGUGGAGCUCCUGCACCUAAAUAUAAACCAUAUUUUUAGAGAAUAAAGCAAGUCUUGCAGUUCUGGCACUAA
This is a messenger RNA of Oncorhynchus gorbuscha (pink salmon), 5756 nucleotides long. Its product is annotated as zinc finger protein 271-like. Lineage: Eukaryota; Metazoa; Chordata; Actinopteri; Salmoniformes; Salmonidae. The record is from RefSeq and is a predicted model, not a curated record. Bases 1 to 1443 code for a protein of 480 amino acids. The transcript has 3 exons. Gene Ontology annotation, biological process: negative regulation of transcription by RNA polymerase II; regulation of immune system process; regulation of cytokine production.